Messenger RNA from Zeugodacus cucurbitae (melon fly), 1140 nucleotides. RefSeq lists its product as uncharacterized. The transcript has 2 exons. Bases 1 to 1140 code for a protein of 379 amino acids. Lineage: Eukaryota; Metazoa; Arthropoda; Insecta; Diptera; Tephritidae. The record is from RefSeq and is a predicted model, not a curated record.
AUGAACUCAAAAGAUAACAAUAAAUCAAAAACAACAACAACUAACACUUUGACGACCAUUGCAACUGUGACAGGGACUACGGUAACAACGUAUCGGAAUCAGACCAUGGAAUCCGAUCAAGACGCACUCCUCGCCUCUAGUCAGGAGACGAUUACGAGUGCUACCGGAGGUACCAGUCAUAGUACUCCGGUAGCGACAGCAGAAAAUAUAGUGGGAACCAACCAGAGUACCCCAAAUCUGCAUACGGAACCCUGCACCUCUAAAGCUGCUCAGAGUUCCAACCAAAGUACACUGGCAGCCAAAGGAGAAAACCGUAAAAAACGCAAGAAAUCCCUAAAUCAAGUGAGGAAAAGCCGGUACCAGAGGGCCAUCUAUGUUUUAGGCGAGAUAGCCAAAGAUCAGGCUGCCGGCACUUCAAUUGACGAGGAGGAGACAAAAAGACUGCAUCAAAUAGUAAAGGAGUACGAAAGCUUCCUGAAAAGGAAGCAAUCGGAACCCCCCGUCGAAAUCGAAAAGCAGAAUAAGUCGCAAAAGAGGAAUCGCUCACAAAACGAUCAGUUGGAAACUCUGUCCAAAAAAUCCAAGCAGGGAACUGAACGGAGUAGUACAACAGCUAGACAUUUUUGUGAUGUAGCUAGGGAUAGUCUACAAGUGGCAGUCAUUGACGACAACUCCUCCACACCUACCACGUUCCAGGAAAAAUGGGUGGAGAUUGACAUACAGGGUGAUCAAGUGCGCCUUUCUUUGGACUUCCUUACGGGUAGCAUCGGCAAAAUCAGCGACGCCUUUGUAGGCAUCAAAUUGAAGCUUAUACCCGCCAAGGACAUUCCAAGAAGACCUCGUGCUCGUAUUUGGCUACCUCCUCUAGAGGAGCCAGGAGAAAAGCUCCUCAGAUGCAUUAAGCUGGAAAACAAGUCAAUACCUGGUAUUGACGAGUGGCAGCUAAUUAAAGAUGAAAACCCCAACAAAUCGAGCAGACCAAUACUAGUGGCCACUAGCGAGGAGUCGAUUGAGGCUCUAUCGAAAGCUGAAAACAAAAUCAGCUUCGGUAUCAGCAGGGCCAGGUUGAAAGUGUUCCAGGGCGACAAAGUGGCUGACGAAGACGACACGGAAGAGGUCCAGCCAGUUGCUAAGGGAUGA